AUGCCGUCAGCCGAGUCGCCGUCAGUUCCUGCCGUCAGUACGUCGUCACCGACGCCACGACUUCAGCGCUUACCGAUGCUGGUCAUCGGAAUCAGCGCCACGACGUUAGCUGUUGCCGAUGCUGGUCAUCGACAUCAGCGCCACGACAUCAGCCGUGCCGACUUCAGUUCUCGCCAACGUCAGUUCUUGCCGCCGACAUCAUCACAACUUUCUGCAUCGACCCGUAGUGGGGAUUGGGUUAAGAUCAUACCCCGGCGUUGA
Messenger RNA from Haemonchus placei, 261 nucleotides. Lineage: Eukaryota; Metazoa; Nematoda; Chromadorea; Rhabditida; Trichostrongylidae. The record is from the annotation of a GenBank genome assembly.